UCUUUCAUUUUUUGAAUUGCUCUCAUAGUUACUUCCAAACCUGCCACUUCAUCAUUAAAGACGGUCGGCUAUCAUCUUAGGUUCUUCGGCACAUAAUUUACUAGUACCUUCAUUUGUAGUUUUGUAUGAGUGUGUUAGAGUUGGUGAUGAUGGUGCAUUCUCGUUGAAGCUAAGGUAGAACCCACCACGUACCCGGCCUGCCCCCUUUAGGAUUCCUACUGAUAUGUGUGUUGGUUGAAAACAGGACGCGAUGAGUACAGGACUGCCAGCACCGGAAGGUCGUCCGGCCCAGAGUUAAAAAAGGCAGUUUGCGCGGCUCGACAUCUCUUCAAAGGCAGCCCGUGUCCUCGUAACUAGCCUAUCUCUCCCCGGGCUGUGUUGUACACCAGUGUUUGGCUGUGAUCUCGGCGGGUAUCGCGGAACAUGGCGGUUGUUAGAACAACGUUGUUGCUGAUGCCGCUGGCGCUGUGGCUUUCCGUAGGCUGGGUGGGCGGGAACCAGGAGGCGAUGUGGCCGGGUGCCGGGUCCAUACUCAACGUCACCAACGCAGACCUCUCAAAGGGAGUUGAUUACCUGAUGAAGUUCGGCUACCUGAAGCAGGACGGAAAGAUGCGAACCGGAGAGGACUUGAGGGAGGCCAUCAUCACCAUGCAGAGGUUCGGCGGCCUGGAGGAGACGGGGAAACUGGACGAGGGGACCCUGAAGCUCAUGCAGUCUCCGCGGUGCGGCGUUGCUGACAUCAUCGGCACGGCAGAGACCACCAGGAAGAAACGCUACGCGCUGGUUGGAUACUAUUGGCAGAAAAAGAAUCUGACUUACAGAAUCGUGCGGACGACCCCCCAGCUCAGCCCGUACGUGGUGCAUGACGCCAUCCGGCGCGCCUUUAACGUCUGGAGUGACGUCACACCCCUGACGUUUACGGAAAUGUUCCACGGAGAAGCCGACAUCAUGAUAGACUUCCUCUGGGGUUUCCAUGGCGACGGCAACCCCUUUGAUGGUCCCGGGAACACCCUCGCGCAUGCGUUCUUCCCCGGUCCACGCAGAGGAGGAGACACUCACUUUGACGAGGAGGAAAAAUGGACGAUGACGAAAGAAGGCGCGAACCUGUUCCAAGUGGCGACCCAUGAGUUCGGCCACGCCCUGGGUCUGGGACACUCGUCCGAACACAACACCAUCAUGGGCCCGUUCUACCGAUACCGUGAUCCUUUGCAGCUGACUGAGGACGACAUCAGGGGUAUCCAGCAACUAUACGGUGCUCCCGAAGAAAAGGCUCGUCCAAAGCAGCCCUUGACGCCCGUCGUGACUCAGGAACCUCGCUAUCCCCCGAAGCGCCCCGACCACGUGCCGAACACUCCCGAACAGCCCCCACGAAGACCGCCCGUCCACACUCCCGACAGACACCCGCACACCCCGAACCAUCCGGAGACACCUGUCGACACCUGCUUCUCGUCCAUUGAUGCGGUAGCGGUCAUUCGCAGCGAACUUUUUGUCUUCAAGGAUCGUCACUUUUACAGGUAUCACGACAAGGGCCUGUACCCCGGCUACCCUGCGAUGACCAGCCGGUUCUGGCGCAGUCUGCCCCGCGGCGUGCACGUCGACGCCGUGUACGAACGCUACGACGGCAAGAUAGUCUUCUUCAAAGGUUCCGAGUACUGGGUGUUCGAUGGGAACUACCUAGAGUCCCGCUUCCCUCGGCCUAUCCGGGACUACGGCCUGUACGUGCAGUCUGUGGACGCAGCCUUCGUUUGGGGGCACAACGGCAAAACCUACUUCUUCAAGGGCAACAGGUACUGGCGCUAUGACGACAUCGAGAAGAAGAUGGACCGUGGCUACCCUAAGAAGAUUGACAGGUGGGAGGGCGUGCCUAACAACCUGGACGGCAUCAUGCAGUGGACAGACGGUCUGACGUAUUUCUUCAAAGGCAGUCAGUACUGGAAGUUUAACGACAUCACCAUGCGUGUGGAGGACGGGUACCCUCGGUCCGCGCCGCACGAUUGGUUCGGCUGCCGGAAGGUCCUGAACACGCCCAACGAUCGUGACCCGGAAGAAGAGGAUCCGUUUUCCGGGGAGGAGCCAAACGAUCAACCAAGCACUUCCGGUGGAAACCGCGCAACCUUGAACUUGUACACCGUGUCAACGGCGUUGUUAAGUCUUGUAAUAUCUGUAUGCGUGUGGUUGCUAUAACGAUACUAUUGUGCGGUGGCUUGUGGUGACUUUUUCAUACAUUCUCGUCUUUGGAAGUCCAGUCUCAGGAGAUAUGAUAUUUAACGUCCACAGUAUUGGACCAAUCCUUCGGAUGGAUCAUUGCAAUUGAAAAUGGUUGUAAACUGAAUAUUGCUACCGUGUUACUUCAGUGUGGGAAAACAUGUACACUCAUUUGUAUGACAGGUGGAAUGGUAAUAUUAUAAUACAGUAGUCAUGACCAGAGGCAGGAACCUCUUGUUGUACAUGUACAUGUUAUUAUGAACGUUCAAUAGUAUUAUUAUUAUUAUUAUUAUGAGAACUUACAAUAUGACUAUUUUGCUCUUGGAAAACAUGUAUUGAUUCUAUCAUGGAUUAAAGUUGGUUGUUAAUGUAAAA
Molecule: messenger RNA, 2580 nt
Organism: Branchiostoma floridae (Florida lancelet)
Lineage: Eukaryota; Metazoa; Chordata; Leptocardii; Amphioxiformes; Branchiostomatidae
Product: stromelysin-3-like
Exons: 10
Coding region: 424-2184 (586 amino acids)
Biological process (GO): extracellular matrix organization; proteolysis; collagen catabolic process
Cellular component (GO): extracellular matrix
Molecular function (GO): metalloendopeptidase activity; zinc ion binding
Source: RefSeq, a predicted model, not a curated record